Molecule: messenger RNA, 1837 nt
Organism: Glycine soja
Lineage: Eukaryota; Viridiplantae; Streptophyta; Magnoliopsida; Fabales; Fabaceae
Product: glycosyltransferase BC10-like
Exons: 11
Coding region: 444-1541 (365 amino acids)
Cellular component (GO): membrane
Molecular function (GO): glycosyltransferase activity
Source: RefSeq, a predicted model, not a curated record
UUUCAUUUACCUUAAACAGCCAAAAAAAAAUUAAUAACCAUUAACCAACUAACCUUUCACUUUUAAGUCCUACCACUCAAUAAUCUCUUAAUCUUCUUCAUUUCUCAGUUUCAUUUCCAAAUAGCAUUCCUUCAGCAGGAGAGAGAAUCUAUAAGCUUUUUGCUCAUAGCCUCACAAGCACAUUGCUUCAUCUUUUUCCCACUGUUAGUUGGUUUGUAUUGAUUUCUGGGUCAGUGUAGCUUUUUUUUUUUUUUUUUUUUUCCUUUUGCACGAGUUUGGUCAAGUUUCCAGUGAAUUUGUUAGGUGUGUGGGGGGUUUUGUGAUUAUUGGGUUGCCAUGGAUCUGGUUGGAUCUUCUGGUUUUGAGUCCUACAAGGUCCAAGUGAAGGUCAAAGUUUCGUUUUUUAUGGUGUGAGUGAUUCAGCUGCUGAAUGAGUUUGAAACAUGAAGCGUAAUAAGUUGGUUCAGCACAAGUGGAAGAAGAAGCUUUUUGCUUUGAUAUUGGUGGUGUUUUGUCUAGGAAGCUUGUUGUUUAUGCAGACACGUUACCAUCAUGUUGCGGGGUUGGUUUCAUUGCAACACCGUUUUGUUUCUGAGCCUGAGGUUCAAGGUCCCAAGAUUGCGUUUCUCUUCAUUGCACGGAACAGGCUCCCUUUGGAAAUGGUUUGGGAUGCAUUCUUUAGGGGAGGUGAUAGCAAAUUCUCAAUUUUUGUACACUGCAGGCCUGGGUUUCUUUUAAACAAGGCAACAACUAGAUCACCAUAUUUUUUGAAUCGUCAAGUUAAUGAUAGCGUACAGGUUGAAUGGGGAGAAGCAAGCAUGAUAGAGGCUGAGCGCGUUUUACUUAGGCAUGCGCUUAGUGAUCCUUUAAAUGACCGCUUUGUUUUCCUCUCAGAUAGCUGUAUACCUUUAUACAACUUCAGCUAUACAUAUGACUACAUCAUGUCAACAUCAACUAGUUUUGUCGACAGCUUUGCUGACACGAAAGAAGGCCGUUACAAUCCAAAAAUGGAUCCUGUUAUUCCUGUCUAUAACUGGAGGAAAGGAUCUCAGUGGGGUGUUCUCACCAGAAAGCAUGCCAAGGUUGUAGUGGAGGAUGAAACUGUCUUUCUAAUGUUUCAAAGAUACUGCAAGAAAAAGCCACUACCAGAAUUUUGGAGGGCUCAUUACAUUCCUGCUGACACAUCUAAGGUGCAUAACUGUAUACCAGAUGAACACUAUGUCCAGACAUUACUGGCUCAAAAGGGCCUUGAAGAAGAGAUCACACGAAGAUCAUUGACACAUACUUCCUGGGAUAUUUCCAACUCCAGGGAAUAUGACCGCCGGGGAUGGCAUCCAGUGACUUACAAGUACUCAGACGCUACACCUAUGCUUCUAAACUUUAUCAAGGAAAUAGAUAAUAUUUAUUUUGAAACCGAAUACCGAAGAGAAUGGUGCAGCAGCAAGGGUAAACCAUCCACUUGCUUCCUUUUUGCAAGAAAAUUCACUCGGACUGCUGCUUUAAGGCUUCUUAAUAUGUCUGUUCUGGGAGUGUUCAAUUAAGAGAACAAAAGACUCAUUUUCAGAGACUGAUACAGGAAAAAAAUACACUUAGCAAAACAAAUAAGAGUAUUGGCACCAUAAUGAUAUGUACAAUGAGUUGUAUAUUUACAAAUUUAACAGUGCCUGUGGUGUACAUUUAGUAAGUAAUUUUUUUUUCUUUCAGAAUAAUAUUGAGAAGUAGGGACACUUCUAAAUAGUGGUUACGUCUUGUUGAAAUUGCGUCAGAUAUGUCCAUGUCAGAUAUUGUAUGGACACCUCAAUUUUUUUAAUUGUAUUUUAUAUUUUUUGUACUUUUA